GCUCUUCAGACCGGGGAAGCAUCCUUGGUGGAUGAGGAGGAAUUGGUCAAGAACCCGGAGGGAUUAAAGGACCUAGUGCAGCACUUAAGAGACCCGGUAGAGCAGGGGUUGCAGAAAAUGAUCUUGGCCAUUAACGCUAAGUUUCCCGUUAAGGAUCAUCAGAACUGCCAAUGCACUUCUGGCCGCUCGCUGCUAGAUGGGCAGCUGAGGCAAAUCCUGAAUAGGUGGAUAGAGGCACGCUACGCGGCACCGCAUUCGAGCAUACCCGAGGGCCACGUGUUGGUGACCAGGGAGGGUAAUUUGGUUGAGCUUGACGAGGAAGCGUCGGUUCAGGAGGAGGAUUUCAGAAAUGAGUGGGGAUCGCUCAACCACGUGUUCGCGGUCCCAGGAGCGGUGGAACUGUGGAGGAAUCCCCACGCAGUCCGGAAGCAUUCAGAUUGGAUUUUAGUAGCCUAUACACCCCUUGGUUCGGCAAAGCUCGGAGAAGAAGACUGGGCUAGGUUAAGGCAGUGUCACCAAGCGCAGGAUCGUGUGGCCCGGCAGAAGGAUUCGUACACGACUACGAUAGGCUGGGACGUCACCAAUGGCCCCGGAGAUUAUCCCAGGCUCUCCCAGCAUGGAGUCGAAGAGCCAUCUGACCUUCCCUUUCUAUAUGAAGAGGACUUGCUUGAAAUGGGAAUUCCUACCCAGGUAGGUGCCAGGGGCCGAUGGGACGUUCCUGAGGAGAUUGGUGCAGACCCAACGGAUUCACCCAGGUUGCCGGUGAUGCUGCAACUAGCCCGUGCACCAGCGCAGCUUCAAGCAGUGCAUUCGUCCAGGUCCGUUUUAAUUAUGAGUGCAGGACAGUCAGGUCUAGUGGUCCUUGUUACCGCUGUGAGUGCAGGACAGUCAGGACCCCUAAGGAUAGGAGUUCCCCUGGAUGACCCGUUGACCGCAUUAGGGUCCACUAAGAUCCCUGAUAGUGCAACCCGUGUGAGCCGAGUUGAGGAGGCAAUGUACACUCCGAAUGUAGAAAGAUUGCUGGAGUCAUUGACCAGCCCGUUAGAGGUAAUUCAUAAUGUAGCACCGGCAGAGGUGCGUGAGCAUCUAGAGCGCUGGCGUCAGGCGGCUGAAACUGAAGUGAAGUCUCUUGAGACGCUGGGUGCGAUAAGACGCCUUAAGGGACGUGAAGCCAGAGAACUGUUGAGGGAUGGAACUGUAGAAACAGUCCCGGCCAAGGCAGUGUGCACCAUUAAGCCAGGGGCACCCUAUAAGAGGAAGAUGAGAGUGGUGUCCUGCGGCAACUAUGCCACAGGAACUGACGAAGCUUCUCUCUACGCCGGCGGGGCCGGCGCGGAAUCCCUGCGCGCGCUACUGGUGCACGGCGGGCGACGUGGACGGCGGUGCUUUUGCACUGACAUAAAAACGGCGUUCCUGCUUGCGCCGAUACCGGCGCAUGUGUCAAGGCGAUAUGCGGUUAAGCCGCCGCGUGUCCUAAUCGAGCUCAACAUCUGUGAUCCGAGCGAAAUCUGGCUGAUCCAGAAGGCUCUUUACGGAUUCCGUGAAUCGCCCAAAUGGUGGGCAAUCCACCGUGACAGCGUGCUCGAGACCGCACAAUGGUCCUCUGGAGGCGAACAUUUCCACCUCCAGCAACUGCGGAGCGAGAGUAACAUCUGGGCGAUUGUUUCCAGUUCCGGCGCCUGCGCAGGACAUUUGCUCAUCUAUGUCGACGACCUGUUGUUGGUAACCGAGGAAUUUAUAGCUUGUGACUUUGUGAAGUGGAUUAAGGCCCGAUGGGAUUGCACGGAGUUGUCCACUGCCACAGAAGACAGCCCGUUGAAAUUCCUAGGGGUCGAUAUCUACGAGGUUAGAGACAAGCACGGCUUGGUUGGCUUCCGUCUCGGCCAGGAGGGAUAUAUUGAUGAGUUGUUGAGGAGCCACGACGUCGUCGCUAGCGCCAGAGCUACAACGCCGGUCCCCAAGGAUUGGGUUCGGGAGGCCCCUGAGGCCGAGCAGUUCUCGCAGGCGGAGCUCAGGUCCGCCCAGCGAAUAACAGGCGAAUUACUUUGGGUGGCUCAGCGCACGCGCUUGGACCUGGGUUUCUGUGUUGGGCUCAUGUCGAGUUGGACGACGAAGGCCCCUUCGCAUGUAUCGAAGAUUGGAAUGCGUGUGCUGCAGUUUCUGGCGGCAACAAAGACUCAAAGGUUGUCACUAGUGCCCGGAAGGGCCAAUGGCUUAAGCAUGUACUCAGACGCAUCGUUUGCUCCGUACGGGGAUCAUAGCAUUUCUGGCAUACUGCUUCAAUAUGAUGAAGUUGGAGUGGUGUGGAAAUCCCGCAAGCAGACGCUGGUGACGUUGAGCACAGCUGAAGCAGAGCUAGUGGCAGCGUGCGAUGCCGUAGUACUGGGGCAGUCCCUUGCCGCGCUAGUUGAUGAGCUAGAGGGCACAUCCACGAGUAAGAGGUUACUCGUAGAUAAUGACAUGCAAGCCCGCGGCGAGCUCAUUGUCGAGCACUGCCCUGGGGAAGUCCAGCUCGCGGUAGCCCAGGUUCUUGCCAACCCAGUAGAAUCCCCACUCGAGCCAGUAGCCAAUGAUAGGGAACCUGAGCAGCCAGCGGUGCCCAUGCAGGCUAGGGUAGGUCUUGUGCUUGUGCUGCUGCUGCUGCAAGCUGAGCUUGGCGAAGCAACCAGCCCUGUGUCUGAAGACCUCACCGAACCGUUGGGUGUAGAGUUAUCCCUGUUGUUGGUGAUGAUGACCUUAGCCAUGCUGUUUGUGUGGGAGUCGUCCAAGCAGUGCGUUCGUGCGUGUUGCACGCGUCGUUUGGAUGGUGAAUAUGGAGUGAGAGCCGUGACGGCAGAUGACAGUAACGAUGAGCCGUCUAGCCGCAGAGGGAGACGCCAGCAGGCGGUUAGAAGGGCUAUUGAAAGGGAGGUUCAAGACGAGGGAUUGAGGCUUAG
Symbiodinium necroappetens is the source of this 2936-nucleotide messenger RNA. Lineage: Eukaryota; Dinophyceae; Suessiales; Symbiodiniaceae. The record is from the annotation of a GenBank genome assembly.